AUGGCGGUUGAUUCCUGCAAUGACCAAAUGAACCAUAGCAGCGACGGCUGUGGCACGUGCUGCGAUAUGAAGGAUGGUCCCACGCCCACGCCGCGCUCCCACAACAACAUGAACAUCGGCGACUCGUACAUCCAGCAAAGCAUCGAAGUCUCGCCUCCACCCCGCACCCCCGCGACGACCAUGACUGAUUCGCCCUCUGGCCCCCACAACGUCUACAUAGUAACCGACACCUGUUACCCCACCGCCCACAGCUUUGAAUCCAAUAUUGGCAUCACGCAAAUCAUCUCUGUGCACUCGACCCGGUCUGCCGCCAACAGCCGGGCCAAGAAGAUGAUUUACGACAACGAGAACGGCUGUACCGUUGACCUGGACAAGGUCAUCGAAGAAGUCAAAAAGGGCCUGUAUACUGGCAUCGGAGUGGGUGGAGAAGAAAAGGAUGGCUGUUGUUUUGCGCGAAAGUGUGAGGUCGAGGGCAAGAUUGUGGAUGAGGACAGUGAUAGCGAGGAGACGAGUGGCGAGAGCGGCGAGAGCGAUUUACUCGAUGGCAUGGGCGACCAGGAUGUCGAUAUGGAUAUGCGAUGACUAUCCGAACAAGAGGAGAUAAUACGUGAAAUGAAGAGAGGUCUGGCGUGUCUGACACAGCAGGAGGUGGGAUGGUGAUGGCUCGGUCUCAUGACACGCUAUUCGGUUGCUCGGAUGAUGCAUGGCAUCUCUGCGUCUUUGGUUAAUUAAUCUUGUAAGGACAAACAUGGUCAUUGACGGAACGGUAGGUGGGGGCUUCAACUACUCAAGCCGCGGCAGGUAUCGCGGGAAGUAGUGAUGGUGGUAGCAAGCAAGGCUCGGGCCCAGGUAUAUACCCUCGAUGGAUGGAGAGUGGAUGAGACAGUUCUUUUUUGCGCGCCCUCUGGAACAGCUGGUCUUUCCGGAGAACCCCCCACACACGGAUCGAGCGAAAGCCUAGUUUACAACACAGCACAGAACAAAAGAUGGAAUUAGUAUUU
Messenger RNA from Pyrenophora tritici-repentis Pt-1C-BFP, 1001 nucleotides. RefSeq lists its product as uncharacterized. Lineage: Eukaryota; Fungi; Ascomycota; Dothideomycetes; Pleosporales; Pleosporaceae. The record is from RefSeq and is a predicted model, not a curated record.